Molecule: messenger RNA, 2490 nt
Organism: Closterium sp. Naga37s-1
Lineage: Eukaryota; Viridiplantae; Streptophyta; Zygnematophyceae; Desmidiales; Closteriaceae
Source: the annotation of a GenBank genome assembly
AUGGCAAGAGGGCAGUGGGGGGGAGGGGAUCUGCAGCAGCAGUGGGGGGAGGGGAUUUGCAGCAUCAGCCCCCCUCCCCCCCCCCGCCCUUUUCUCCUCUCUCUCUCCCUGCCGCACCCUGUGUUGGGAGGGGGGGGGGGGAGCUUGGAGGUUCAGAGGGAGGCAGGAGGGGAUCUGCAGCACCAGCCCCCCCCGCCCCCCCCUUUCUCCUCCACCCCUGCUGCGGGUGCAGCAGUGGGGGGGAGGGGAUCUGCAGCAGCAGUGGGGGGAGGGGAUUUGCAGCAUCAGCCCCCCCCCCCCCGCCCUUUUCUCCUCUCUCUCUCCCUGCCGCACCCUGUGUUGGGAGGGGGGAGCUUGGAGGUUCAGAGGGAGGCAGGAGGGGAUCUGCAGCACCAGCCCCCCCCGCCCCCCCCCCUUUCUCCUCCACCCCUGCUGCGGCAGUGGGGGGGAGGGGAUCUGCAGCAGCAGUGGGGGGAGGGGAUUUGCAGCAUCAGCCCCCCCCUCGCCCCCCCCUUCUCCUCUCUCUCUCCCUGCCGCACCUUGUGUUGGGAGGGGGGGGGAGCUUGGAGCAGUGGGGGGGAGGGGAUCUGCAGCAGCAGUGGGGGGAGGGGAUUUGCAGCAUCAGCCCCCCCCUCGCCCCCCCCUUCUCCUCUCUCUCUCCCUGCCGCACCUUGUGUUGGGAGGGGGGGGAGCUUGGAGGUUCAGAGGGAGGCAGGAGGGGAUCUGCAGCACCAGCCCCCCCCUCCCCCCCCCCUUUCUCCUCCACCCCUGCUGCGGGUGCAGCAGUGGGGGGGAGGGGAUCUGCAGCAGCAGUGGGGGGAGGGGAUUUGCAGCAUCAGCCCCCCCCUCGCCCCCCCCUUCUCCUCUCUCUCUCCCUGCCGCACCUUGUGUUGGGAGGGGGGGGAGCUUGGAGGUUCAGAGGGAGGCAGGAGGGGAUCUGCAGCACCACCCCCCCCCCCGCCCCCCCCCCUUUCUCCUCCACCCCUGCUGCGGCAGUGGGGGGGAGGGGAUCUGCAGCAGCAGUGGGGGGAGGGGAUUUGCAGCAUCAGCCCCCCCCUCGCCCCCCCCUUCUCCUCUCUCUCUACCUGCCGCACCUUGUGUUGGGAGGGGGGGGAGCUUGGAGCAGUGGGGGGGAGGGGAUCUGCAGCAGCAGUGGGGGGAGGGGAUUUGCAGCAUCAGCCCCCCCCCCCCCCCCCCCCCCGCCCCCUUCUCCUCUCUCUCUCCCUGCCGCACCUUGUGUUGGGAGGGGGGGGGGAGCUUGGAGGUUCAGAGGGAGGCAGGAGGGGAUCUGCAGCACCGGCCCCCCCCUCCCCCCCCCCUUUCUCCUCCACCCCUGCUGCGGGCGCAGCAGUGGGGGGGAGGGGAUCUGCAGCAGCAGUGGGGGGAGGGGAUUUGCAGCAUCAUCCCCCCCCCCCCUCCCCCCACUUCUCCUCCAUCCCCCUGCUGCGGGUGCAGCGGUGGGGGGGAGGGGAUCUGCAGCCCUGUGCUGCCCUGCAGCCCUGCGCGCCCUGCGCGCCCUGCUGUCCUGCUGCCAUGCGUGCCCUGCGCGCACUGCAGCCCUGGGCGCCCCACGCGCCCUGCUGCCCUGCAGCCCUGUGCGCCCUGCUGCCCUGCUGCUGCCGCUACAGCCCUUGCUGUUGCCGCUACAGCCCUUGCUUCUGCCCUGCGUGCCCCGCGCGCCCUGCAGCCCUGCUGCGCCCCGCGCGCCCUGCUGCCCUUCAGCCCUGUGCGCCCCGCGCGCCCUGCAGCCCUGUCUGCGCCCCGCGCGCCCUGCUGCCCUGCUGCCCUGUGCGCCCCGCGCGCCCUGCAGCCCUGUGCGCCCUGCGCGCCCUGCUGCCCUGCGCCCCCUGCGCGCACUGCAGCCCUGCGCGCCCCGCGCGCCCUGCUGCCCUGCAGCCCUGUGCGCCCUGCUGCCCUGCAGCCCUGUGCGCCCUGCUGCCCUGUUUGCCCCGCGCGCCCUGCUGCCCUGCAGCCCUGUGCGCCCUGCUGCCCUGCUGCCCUGUGCGCCCCGCGCGCCCUGCAGCCCUGUGCGCCCCGCGCGCCCUGCAGCCCUGCGCGCCCCGUGCGCCCUGCUGCCCUGCAGCCCUGUGCGCCCUGCUGCCCUGCAGCCCUGUGCGCCCUGCUGCCCUGCAGCCCUGUGCGCCCUGCUGCCCUGCUGCUGCCGCCACAGCCCUUGCUGCUGCCCUGCGCGCCCCGCGAGCCCUGCAGCCCUGCUGCGCCCCGUGCGCCCUGCAGCCCUGCGCGCCCUGCUGUCCUGCUGCCCUGCGCGCCCUGCGCGCCCCGCGCGCCCUGCUGCCCUGCAGCCCUGUGCGCCCUGCUGCCCUGCAGCCCUGUGCGCCCUGCUGCCCUGUUUGCCCCGCGCGCCCUACUGCCCUCAGUGGGGGGGAGGGUAUGGGGGUGGCGGGUGUGGCGCGUCCUGCUGUCGCGGUGGGGGGGAGGGGAUCUGCUGCGGGUGCGGCACAGUGGGGGGGAGGGGAUCUACAACACUAG